AUGCCUAUCGCACAAAACAAAAGGCAGCUGAAAAAGUCGAAAAUAAAAAACACGCGGCUCUCCAGGUGUAUGCGGGUCAGCAAAAUUAAACAGAUAAUUCCAUGGUCUUCACCAAGUCAUCAGUUUAAAGGUAUAGUUCGUACGAAAAGGGUGAAAAAAAUUAUGGAUUUCGACGAGACGCUUAUAUGGAACAACUUUAGUAUCUCUGGGACAGCUGAAAAGAGAUGUUUUAAGCCGCUAAGAGAAAAAAACAAUGGUAAGAAGAGUCACGGUCACGUGUCCGCGUCAAUAAGGGACAAACCUCCUCAAGUGGUGGCCAAAAGAAAUGCCAGAGAAAGGCGCAGAGUGCAAGCGGUGAAUUCGGCUUUUGUUAAGCUGAGAAAAGCUAUACCUAUACAAAACGCUAGAAGUAAAAGGAUAAGUAAAGUAAAAACAUUACAAAACGCCAUAAGAUAUAUUCGAGCUUUGGAAGAAAUUCUUCAAAAUAACUCAAAUGGACCGGAUUAUUAUGGUUUUGAUGACAAUAUUUCAGUUAUUAACAAUUACGAAGAUUUUUCAAACAAUUCGUUCUGCUACGAUAACAAUCUAACUUCGAGAACCAUAGAAAGUUAA
Molecule: messenger RNA, 612 nt
Organism: Brassicogethes aeneus
Lineage: Eukaryota; Metazoa; Arthropoda; Insecta; Coleoptera; Nitidulidae
Source: the annotation of a GenBank genome assembly